GAUUGGGCUGCUGAGCUACACCCUUUGGUGCAGUCCCUGCCUAUAAAUUCUGGUGCCCUCCCGCACCAGCAGCUGCAAGGAGAUGGCUGCCACCAUGAUCUUGUCUUGGAUGGUGAUGAUAAGUCUUCAGAUCCAGGUGGAUGCAGCUUGGACUACAAGAGAUGCUGUUCCAGAAUGGCUUAUAACACCAGGGCUGUCACUGAGGCUGAGUGGUGGGCCCGACCGCUGCGCAGGCAACGUGGAGAUCCUGUACUACGGAGACUGGGAGAAGGUGUGUGGACACCUGUGGAACAUGGAAGAUGCUGAGGUUGUGUGCAGGCAGCUUGGCUGCGGAUCACCCCUCGGGGUGAUGCACAGUUUCCCUUCGAGUGACUCAUACCCGUACGUGAUCACGGAGGUGAAUUGUGCAGGCUAUGAAGAGUAUUUGUGGGAGUGCCCCUACAGCUACCAGUACUACGUCUGUCAUCAUGGAGAUGCUUCUGUCAUAUGCUCAGACUCAGGACUAACAGUGCCUCCACCAGCAGUGACAGCUAUUUCCAGCGUGAUGCCCCCCGUGCCAUGGACUGCAGGGCCAGGCUCCUGUGGUGGCUUACUGCAGGCUUUGUGGGGCUCCAUCCAGAGCCCGGGCUACCCCAACUCCUACCCCAACAACGCCCGCUGCGUGUGGCGCAUUCAGCUGCGGGACCCGGCCCUCAGAGUGGAGCUCCAGUUUUUGGAUGUGCAGCUGGAAGGCGACAGCUGCUCCUACGAUGCCAUCGAGGUGUUCGACGGCGGCUCCCCCGGGGGGCGGCUCCUCGGCACUGUUUGCACCAACGACUCUCGAGUCUUCACAUCCUCCGGCCACCAGCUCACCAUCCUGUUCCGCAGUGACUACAGCAUCGCCCGCAGAGGUUUCCAGGCCUACUACUCCUCAUUUCUUGCCUUCAACAGCACCACAGCACCAGGUACUUCCAAAUGGACAACCACCGUGACAUCACCCUCAGAAGAUUAUUCUUGUGGUGGCCUGCUUUCCUCUUCAUCUGGUACAUUACAGAGCCCAUUUUACCCCAGAAAUUAUCCAAACAAUGCCAACUGUGUGUGGGAAAUUGAAGUGAAGAGCAACUUCCGUGUCCUGCUUAGAUUUGGAGAUAUUCAGAUGGAAGGUGGCAGAUGCCUCUCUGACUACAUAGAAGUCUAUGACGGGCCCCUGCACACCUCUCCUCUCCUUGGGAAGUUCUGUUCUGGUUAUUAUCGCACAUACACGUCCUCCUCAAACCUCAUGACCGUCCGAUUUCACAGCAACUCUCGAUACACGUACAGAGGGUUUCAGGCCAACUAUUACUCCACUCCAGCAGAUGACAGCACAACACUGCUGUGUCUGCCAGACUACAUGCACGUGGUUGUGAGCAGAUACUUCCUUCAGUCCCACGGCUACUCUGUUUGGAAUCUCACCCUGAAUGACCCCUUUUGCACGCCCAACAUCUCCUCAGAGUCUGUUGCCUUCGACAUUCCCUACACGCGCUGUGGCACAGUCAGAGAGGGAAACAACAAUACAAUCAGCUACUCCAACGUUAUUAAAGGGUCCUCUUCUGAUACUGUAAUCACAAGAAACAGAAAUCUCCACCUGCAUGUCAACUGCAAGAUGCUCCAGGACACGUGGGCACAGACGAUGUACGUCGCGGACAACAAUUUUGAAGUCAACGAAACUCAGUACAGCAGAUAUGACGUAAACCUUACGUUUUAUGACUCUUCAUCCUUCUCACGGCCAGUGUACGACUCACCAUACUACGUCCAUAUCAACCAGAAUUUGUUCCUUCAAGCCUACCUGCACAGCUCUGAUCCAAACCUGGUGCUGUUUCUGGACACGUGUGUGGCAUCUCCAUCUCCCCACAACUCUACGGCAGAAACCUAUGACAUCAUCCGGAAUGGGUGUGUUCGAGAUUCUACCUAUGCUACAUAUUAUUCACCUCGCAGAAACAUCCUGAGGUUUAAAUUCAAGGCCUUCCAGUUUGUUUGGAGCAAUCCAGAGGUUUACCUGCGCUGUGAACUGGCGGUGUGCAGGGCCUCUGACUACUUUUCCAGGUGCUACCAAGGCUGCAUUAACAGGUCCAAGAGAGAGGCAACCUCUGGCCAAGAAAGCGUGAUUGUUAUUGCUGGCCCAAUACAGCUUUGGGAACGUGAUAAUGAGAAUAGGAAUGAACUUGGAUCUAAGCCCAUCAGCCUCACCGUGGUGCCAGGGAAGGUUAUGGAGCAGAUCAUCCCUAGUGCCAUCGUGCAGCAUGUCCAGGACAACCAGGGAGUCAGCACUGCAUACCCCACAACCCCAACCGAAGGGACAACCCUACCAUGGUUCACCACCACCAUUCCCCCAGGUGCCACUGUGAGCCUGGUGGACGGCAGGAACCGGUGUGAGGGGCGCGUAGAAAUUUCCUUCCCGGGGGGCCGGGGCACCGUCUGCGAUGACGGCUGGGACCUGAGGGACGCCCAGGUUGUGUGCAGGCAGCUGGGAUGUGGCUCUGCUGUUUCUGCACCAUCAAACAGUGCCUUUGGGCCAGGCAGUGGCGAGAUCUACCUGGACGAUGUGAACUGUGCAGGCUGGGAGUCCUCCCUCUUCCAGUGCAGCCACAACGGCUGGGGCGUCCACAACUGUCGCCACAGUGAAGAUGCCGGUGUUGUUUGCUCAGAUGCCACAACCAUGGACACCCCUCGCCCUCCAACAACUAUUCCAGCAUACCCCACAACCCCAACCGAAGGGACAACCCUACCAUGGUUCACCACCACCAUUCCCCCAGGUGCCACUGUGAGCCUGGUGGACGGCAGGAACCGCUGUGAGGGGCGCGUAGAAAUUUCCUUCCCGGGGGGCCGGGGCACCGUCUGCGAUGACGGCUGGGACCUGAGGGACGCCCAGGUUGUGUGCAGGCAGCUGGGAUGUGGCUCUGCUGUUUCUGCACCAUCAAACAGUGCCUUUGGGCCAGGCAGUGGCGAGAUCUACCUGGACGAUGUGAACUGUGCAGGCUGGGAGUCCUCCCUCUUCCAGUGCAGCCACAACGGCUGGGGCGUCCACAACUGUCGCCACAGUGAAGAUGCCGGUGUUGUUUGCUCAGGUACCUUGGCUUUUCCUCCACACCUACCAGCACUCUUUCCACAAUGCCGCAACCAAGGCCUACAGAACAGGUACUACAGAUACCACAACAGGCUACAUAUGGGACACUUGGACGACACAUGCCGCAACCAUGGGCACCCCUCGCCCUCCAACAACUAUUCCAGAUACCACAACAGGCUACAUAUGGGACACUUGGACGACACAUGCCGCAACCAUGGGCACCCCUCGCCCUCCAACAACUAUUCCAGGUUGCAAGGUGGAUGCCUGUAUGACUAUAUUGAGAUCUAUGAUGGGCCACCCAAUACUUCAUCUCUACUUGGAGGAAUUUGUUCUACUUCUAAAAUUACGUACAGGUCAUCCUCAAACUUCAUGGCUGUCAAGUUUUACAGUGACUCCAGAUAUUCCAAUGGAAGGUUUCGGGCUCAGUAUCAGUCCUUCCCAGCAGACCAGAAUGCCACCCUUGCGUGCUACCCCACCUCCAUGCGAGCAGUUGUAGACAGACACUAUCUCCAGUCACAGGGCUACCUAGUCAGUAGCAUCAGCUUGCCUGACUCCAACUGCAGACCAACAAUUACAUCAACGGCGGUGAUAUUCAACAUUCCCUACAACGGCUGCGGCACGCACAGACAGAGCGACAACGAAACCAUCACCUACUCCAACGUGAUAAAAGCCUCUGCUCCCAGUUACACCGUCAAAAGGCAGAAGGACCUUCACCUACAUGUCAACUGCAAAAUGAUCCAGAACACCUGGGUGCAAGCAGUGUACACUGCCAUUGACAACACCGACGUCAAAGAAACCCAGUAUGGCAGAUACGACGUGAACUUGGCGUUCUACAACUCCUCAUCUUUCCUGUGGCCGGUGCAGAGCUUCCCCUACUACAUUGACCUGAAUCAGAAUUUGUUCCUCCAAGCAUCUCUGCACAGCUCUGACCAAAAUCUGAUAGUGUUUGUGGACACCUGCGUGGCAUCACCGGAUCCUAGCGAUUUUAGAACAAAGACCUAUGAACUGAUCAGAAGGGGGUGUGUUGAGGACCCUACCUACUCUUCCCACCCCUCCCCGCGCAACAGCGUUGCUCGGUUUUCGUUCAACGCUUUUUCCUUCGCUAAGCAGUACCCAUCAGUUUACCUGCAGUGUAAGCUGGUGGUGUGCAGGUACAGAGACUACUCCUCCCGCUGCUAUCAGGGCUGUGUUAGAAGGCUCAAGAGGAACUCAGGUUCUUCCCAGAAACUGGUGAAUGUUGUUAUUGGACCUGUGCAGCUUCGGGAAGCUCACGCUGAGAACAGGAACACUGCGCCCUAUCUCCGGCUGGUGAACGGAAGGCACCGAUGCGAAGGCCGCCUGGAGAUCUACUACAGAGGACAGUGGGGGACGGUCUGUGACGAUUACUGGGACCUUGCCGAUGCCCAGGUUGUGUGCAGGCAGCUGGGCUGUGGCAAUGCCAUUGCAGCUAUGGGAAGCGCCUACUUCGGGCAAGGCUCCGGUUACAUCCUGCUGGACAACGUGAGGUGCGGUGGAAAUGAGGUGUCCCUGCUGCGCUGCAAUCACACUGGGUGGAGGAUACACAACUGUGCCCACUACGAAGAUGCUGGUGUUGUCUGUUCAGAGGAGGCUGAUGCAGCACCAACCACCUCCAUGGCAGCAGCAACUUCAAUACUGGAGGCAGAAUACGUGGAAACGGCGACAUCCAUGGAAACUACAACAUCCAUGGAAACUACAAUAUCCAUGGAAACUACAGCAUCCCCAGAAACUACAGCAUCCCCAGAAACUACAGCAUCCCCAGAAACAACGAUACCUCCAUCAGGGACAACAAUCUCAACAUCAACAGCCCUCCCAGAGACGAUGACAUCCCCAGGGGAGCCAACCACCAUGGUGCCAUCGACCAGCAGUGCAGAGCUGUCCUUCCUAGAGGUGGCCACCACAGUGCCAGUGACAACCCCAGAGACAACAACCAAACUACUGACGACCCCCACAGAAGAGACGUCCACUUCACCAGAGGUCACCACCACAGUGCCAGUGACAACCCCAGAGACAACAACAACUGAACUACUGACGACCCUCCCAGAAGAGAUGUCCCCUUCACCAGAGAUAACCAGCACAUUGACAUUGAGCUCCUCACCACUGAUGUUCACCCAACUUGAUACAACCACCACAGCAACAACGGCCACCAGAGCAGAGGAGAGCGCAGCAGAGACGUCCAGUGCACCAAAGACAAGCACCAUGCUCCUACCACCCUCCACAGCAGAGUUGUCCACCUCAGCAGAGGAGAUCUCCACAGUGAGAAUAACUACCACAGCAGAGGAGAGCACACCAGGUGCCAGCCUGCGCCUGUGGGGCGGCAGGAGCGGCUGCGAGGGCCGCGUGGAGCUGUACGAUGGCAGCACGUGGGGCACGGUGUGUGAUGACCAGUGGGACCUGCGGGAUGCCCAGGUGGUGUGUCGGCAGCUGGGCUGUGGGGAGGCCCUGGGGGCCCCACACACUGCCCACUUUGGCCCGGGCUCGGGGCGCAUCUUCCUGGACGACGUGCAGUGCCGUGGGGACGAGCCCUCCCUGCAGAUGUGCAGGCACAACGGCUGGGGAGUGCACAACUGUGGGCACGUGGAGGAUGCCAGCGUCAUCUGUGCAGCCACUCGUCCAACCCUUCCUGCACAAUGGCCAUUCACAACAGGUGCCAGCCUGCGCCUGUGGGGCGGCAGGAGCGGCUGCGAGGGCCGCGUGGAGCUGUACGACGGCAGCACGUGGGGCACGGUGUGUGAUGACCAGUGGGACCUGCGGGAUGCCCAGGUGGUGUGUCGGCAGCUGGGCUGUGGGGAGGCCCUGGGGGCCCCACACACUGCCCACUUUGGCCCGGGCUCGGGGCGCAUCUUCCUGGACGACGUGCAGUGCCGUGGGGACGAGCCCUCCCUGCAGAUGUGCAGGCACAACGGCUGGGGAGUGCACAACUGUGGGCACGUGGAGGAUGCCAGCGUCGUCUGUGCAGACACUCAUCCAACCCCUCCUGCACAAUGGCCAUUCACAACAGGUGCCAGCCUGCGCCUGUGGGGCGGCAGGAGCGGCUGCGAGGGCCGCGUGGAGCUGUACGACGGCAGCACGUGGGGCACGGUGUGUGAUGACCAGUGGGACCUGCGGGAUGCCCAGGUGGUGUGUCGGCAGCUGGGCUGUGGGGAGGCCCUGGGGGCCCCACACGCUGCCCACUUUGGCCCGGGCUCGGGGCGCAUCUUCCUGGACGACGUGCAGUGCCGUGGGGACGAGCCCUCCCUGCAGAUGUGCAGGCACAACGGCUGGGGAGUGCACAACUGUGGGCACGUGGAGGAUGCCAGUGUCGUCUGUGCAGCCAGCCGUCCAACCCCUCCUGCACAAUGGCCAUUCACAACAGGUUCCAGCCUGCGCCUGUGGGGCGGCAGGAGCGGCUGCGAGGGCCGCGUGGAGCUGUACGACGGCAGCACGUGGGGCACGGUGUGUGAUGACCAGUGGGACCUGCGGGAUGCCCAGGUGGUGUGUCGGCAGCUGGGCUGUGGGGAGGCCCUGGGGGCCCCACACACUGCCCACUUUGGCCCGGGCUCGGGGCGCAUCUUCCUGGACGACGUGCAGUGCCGUGGGGACGAGCCCUCCCUGCAGAUGUGCAGGCACAACGGCUGGGGAGUGCACAACUGUGGGCACGUGGAGGAUGCCAGCGUCGUCUGUGCAGCCACCCGUCCAACCCCUCCUGCACAAUGGCCAUUCACAACAGGUGCCAGCCUGCGCCUGUGGGGCGGCAGGAGCGGCUGCGAGGGCCGCGUGGAGCUGUACGACGGCAGCACGUGGGGCACGGUGUGUGAUGACCAGUGGGACCUGCGGGAUGCCCAGGUGGUGUGUCGGCAGCUGGGCUGUGGGGAGGCCCUGGGGGCCCCACACACUGCCCACUUUGGCCCGGGCUCGGGGCGCAUCUUCCUGGACGACGUGCAGUGCCGUGGGGACGAGCCCUCCCUGCAGAUGUGCAGGCACAACGGCUGGGGAGUGCACAACUGUGGGCACGUGGAGGAUGCCAGCGUCGUCUGUGCAGCUCCUGCAGCCACCACACCACCUCCAUCAGCACCUUAUUUUUGUGGUGGCUCAAUCUCAGAUUCCUCUGGGAUGGUGCAGAGUCCCUACUACCCUGGAAGUUAUCCAAACAACGCUGACUGCGAGUGGGAAAUACAAGUCGAGAGCAAUUUCCGUGUUACACUCACAUUUAGAGAUAUUGCGAUGCAAAGCAGCACAUGCCAGCACGACUACAUUGAAGUCUAUGACGGGCCUCGACGCUCUUCCCCGCUUCUUGGGAGAGUUUGUUCUGGUUCCUUCCCCACAUUCGUGUCCUCUUCAAACAUGAUGACCCUUCGCUUUCACAGUGAUUCUAGAGGCUCCUUCAGAGGCUUUCAGGCUCACUACUCCUCCAUCCCAGCAGAUCACAACACCACCCUUCAGUGCCUGCCAGACUACAUGCACGCAGUGGUGAGCAGGGACCACCUCCAGUCUCAGGGCUACUCAGCCCAGAUGGUCACCCUGAAUGACAAUCGCUGCAGGCCAACAAUCACCUCACAGGAGGUUGUGUUCAACAUUCCCUACGACGGCUGCGGGACGAUACGAGAGGAGAACAACGAUACAAUCAACUAUUCCAACACGAUCAGAGUUGCAUCUUCUGGGCACAUAAUCAAGAGGAAAAAGAAUAUCAACUUACAUAUCAGUUGCAAAAUGCUGCAGAAGACGUGGAUGCAAGUAAUGUACACUGCUGAGGACACUGUAGACCUGAAUGAAUAUCAGUUUGGAAGAUACGACAUGAACAUCACCUUUUAUGAUUCCUCAGCCUUCUCGCGGCAAGUGCGCAGCUCGCCCUACUUCAUCGACUUGAACCAAAAUUUGUACCUCCAGGCCUGUCUUCACAGCUCAGACCCGAACCUGAAGGUGUUUGUGGACACGUGUGUGGCAUCACCUGAUCCUCGGGACUUUAACACUCUGGCCUAUGACAUAGUCAGGAACGGGUGUCCCAGAGACCCUUCCUACGCCACGUUCCACUCCCCUUCCAGCCACUUUGCCCGGUUCAAAUUCAACGCCUUUGAGUUCAUCAGCCGCCACCCCUCGGUGUACCUGAAGUGUGAGCUGAUGGUCUGCAGGCUCGGGGACUACUCCUCCCACUGCUACCGGGGCUGCGCCGGCAGGGCCAAGAGAGACACGAGUCCUGCCGAGGAAAAAGUGGACGUGGUUGUGGGGCCGAUUCGGCGCCGAGAAGGGGCUGCUCAGAGUGGGAAUACCACUAAAGCCAGAUAAAUUCCUCUCACAUCUGCUCUGAGGUGACUUCAGGCCCCAAGAAAAGCCGUAGCUCUUGCGUUGCUGACACCUGUCACUCAAAUCUGCUUUUGCCAACUUCUCCGUGAAAAGGAAGCAAUCGACUCUUUGCAAGCCCCCUGUUCUUACCUGCAUAUUUAAAAUGUGUAACUGCUUUGGCUGUCCGAAAGGAGAGAUUGCCUGUAACCCAUUUUGGUGCUGUAACUCCUUGAAUUGAGCCAAUUAGUUCCAAUCUGCUGGUGUAAUGGCACCUGGGGACAUGGUUUGGUGAUGGACUUGUCUGUGCUGGUUUAAUGGUUGGACUCAAUGAUCUUAAAGGUCUUUCCUAACCUAAAUAAUCCAUGAUUCCAUGAUGGCCAGCUGGAAGCUAACACCCAGCCUCCCUGAGAAACAUUUCAUUCCCUCAGUUGUCUUCUGCUUAUGAAGCUGACUUUAAGUUGUCAUCCCUGCCAAUGUAAAGCCUGUCAGAAAAGUUGAAAGCAAUGAAUCUGUGAGAAGAUCACUUACCUCUGAUUUCAGCCUGGGAACCAUCCCUUUAAUACAGGAGGCUCUUUGUGCCCUGAUCUUUAAUAUUCUGAGAUCAAACUGCACCAACUUUCACUCGUAGGGCUGGGCUCCUCUGUGCCUCCUCCCCAGGCAGUCCCCACUGCUGCUGACAGCUCCUUCACACUGGCUGUUAGUGCUGUUGCCAUCCUGGCAGCUGCAGUUUUUUGUUCUUGAUGGUUUUAUUGCAAGAGCAGCACUGAAGAAACUGCUUUCACGUGGGACAGCAUCAGAUCCAAGGUCAGCACCACCCACCAAAUGACCACAAGCGUCACGUAUUCACCAGCCACCAAAAUGCCUCACUGCUGACAGUCACACACGUGCCAUUUGUAGGAAACCAUGAUAUCUUUACCUACAAUGAAUCCUGGCCUGCUACAGUGCUUUAGAACAGCUUUGUAAUCCUAACAUCUCUUAAAUAAUCAGUCUCAAAUAAUUUCAAUAGCCGUGCCACAAGCUGUUUGAUACAACCAUUUUAUCAUUUUUCUCCUCUUCAGUUCUCUUCUCACAUCAAUCUAAAACCAUUUAUCCAAUGCCUCAGAAUUUUGUGAGCUGGACUGAAAAUGUGAAUGAGGUACCAAUAAAUACUUCAAGGCUUAUUAAAAGGAAGGAAAAUUUAAUUUGGGGAGAAUGGGUCAUGUCUGGAAAGGAAAUGUAAAAACUGAUCUUACCACAGCAACUGGAAUUGUGGCUAUGCAAUAUUCUAAUUAAUUUGAGCAUUGCUUUUAAAGCUAAAAUUCUUGUUGAAAUAAUAAUGGGACUGUGCUUAUCUAAUGCAGAGAUUUCCAAGCUAAAAGUAAUCUGUUUUGUGAGCAGUGUAAUUUACAAUCAAAA
Myiozetetes cayanensis is the source of this 9754-nucleotide messenger RNA. RefSeq names its product deleted in malignant brain tumors 1 (gene DMBT1). Bases 83 to 8362 code for a protein of 2759 amino acids. The transcript is spliced from 46 exons. Gene Ontology annotation, cellular component: membrane. The record is from RefSeq and is a predicted model, not a curated record. Lineage: Eukaryota; Metazoa; Chordata; Aves; Passeriformes; Tyrannidae.